Oryza sativa Japonica Group (Japanese rice) is the source of this 2322-nucleotide messenger RNA. Its product is annotated as probable inactive receptor kinase At2g26730. Gene Ontology annotation, molecular function: protein kinase activity; protein binding; ATP binding. NCBI's taxonomy places the organism in Eukaryota, Viridiplantae, Streptophyta, Magnoliopsida, Poales, Poaceae. Gene Ontology annotation, biological process: protein phosphorylation. The record is from RefSeq and is a predicted model, not a curated record.
UCAUAUUCCCACCCAUGACUCCGACUCCGACACUGACCCAUGCCCAUGGCCGCGCUCCGCCUCCUGCUUCUCGCGCUCGCCGUCGCCUGCUGCGCCGUUGCCGAGCCGCCGCAGCAGGAGCGCUCGGCUCUGCGUGCCUUCCUCGCCGGCACGCCGCACGAGCGGGCGCUCGCCUGGAACGCCUCCACGCCCGCCUGCGCCUGGGUGGGCGUCACCUGCGAUGCCGCCAACGCCACCGUCGUCGCGCUCCGCCUCCCCGGCGUCGGCCUCAUCGGCCGCGUCCCGCAGGGCACUCUCGGCGCGCUCCGCGGCCUCCGGGUGCUCUCCCUCCGAUCCAACCGCCUCUUCGGCGACGUCCCCGGCGACCUCUUCUCCCUCCCCGACCUCCGCUCCCUCUUCCUCCAGGGCAACCUCUUCUCCGGCUCCGUCCCGCCCGACGUCGCCAAGCUCACGGCGCUCCAGCACCUCGCGCUCUCGCACAACAACCUCACCGGCGCCAUCCCCUUCGCGCUCAACGGCCUCGCCAACCUCCGCUCGCUCCGCCUGGACGGCAACCGCUUCUCCGGCAGCCUCCCGAGCUUGACUCUCCCGCUCCUCGAGGACUUCAACGUCUCCUACAACCAGCUCAACGGCUCCAUCCCCGCCUCGCUCGCGCGCUUCCCGCCUGAGUCCUUUGCCGGCAACCUCCAGCUCUGCGGCAAGCCCCUGAGCCGCCCAUGCGAGCCCUUCUUCCCGUCUCCUGCUGGCGCGCCGACGCCGACGGAUGGACGAGGCAGCGGAGGCGGUUCCGUGCCAGUGUCCGAGAAGAAGAAGAAGAAGCUGUCCGGCGCGGCGGUCGCGGCCAUUGCCGUGGGCGGCGGGGCGGCGGCACUGCUGGCCCUGGUGCUACUCGUGGUCUGCACCGCGGCCUCCCGGCGCCGCGCGGCGAACGGCGAGGUCGGGAAAACAGCGGCGGCGAGGGGCCUGACGCCGCCGUCGACGGCGUCGGGGGAGCUGGGCGAGGUGACGUCGUCGACGUCGAAGGAGAUCGCUCUGGCGGCGGCGGCGGCGACGGCGGAGAGGAGCCGGCUGGUGUUCGUGGGGAAGGGGGCGGCGUACAGCUUCGACCUGGAGGAGCUCCUGCGGGCGUCGGCGGAGGUGCUGGGGAAGGGGAGCGUGGGGACGUCGUACAAGGCGGUGCUGGAGGAGGGCGCCACGGUGGUGGUGAAGCGCCUCAAGGAGGUGGCGGCGUCGCGGCGAGAAUUCUCGGCGCACCUCGACUCGCUGGGCAAGGUGGACCACCGCAACCUCCUCCCCGUCCGAGGCUACUACUUCUCCAAGGACGAGAAGCUCCUCGUCUGCGACUACCUCCCCGCCGGCAGCCUCUCCGCCACGCUCCACGGGAGCCGGGGCACCGGGAGGAGGACGAUGGACUGGGACGCGCGGAUGCGCGCCGCGCUGUCGGCCGCGCGCGGCGUGGCGCACUUGCACGCCGCGCACAGCCUCGCCCACGGCAACCUCAAGUCGUCCAACCUCCUGCUCCGCCCGGACCCCGACGCCACCGCGCUCUCCGACUACUGCCUCCACCAGCUCUUCGCCCCGCUGUCGGCGCGCCCCAACGCCGGCGGGUACCGGGCGCCGGAGCUGGUGGACGCGCGGCGGCCGACGUUCAAGUCCGACGUGUACUCGCUGGGGGUGCUGUUCCUGGAGCUCCUCACCGGCAAGUCACCCGGGAACGCGUCCGUGGACGGCGACGGAGCGGUGGACCUCCCGCGGUGGGUGCAGUCGGUGGUGCGGGAGGAGUGGACCGCGGAGGUGUUCGACGUGGAGCUGGUGCGGCUCGGCGGGAGCGCGGAGGAGGAGAUGGUGGCGCUGCUGCAGGUGGCCAUGGCGUGCGUCGCCACCGCGCCGGACGCCCGCCCGGACACCGCCGACGUGGUCAAGAUGAUAGAGGAGAUCGGCAGCGGCCACGGGCGGACAACGACGGAGGAGAGCGAGGACCGGUCGAGGGGGACGCCGCCGGCAGGCACGACGCCGUGAACACUCUACUCUCUCUACUGGUGUCGUAAUGCAGCAGCACAUGUCAGGGUAAAUUGAUGCAUGAACAGCUUCGUUCGUUCGUUCGUGGCGAAGUUCUCUCACUCUGUUUUUUUUUUUGUCCUCCAUUUCUUCAGUUUAUAGCCUCUCUUGACUUGAUCUAGUAAUUCUUCCAUUGUUUCGUCGAUCAAAUGAGUUGUUACUACCUGUUCGUUCCUCUUCAGCCAAGUGUAAUUUUUCAGUCCGUAUCUACUACCACCAUUGUAGCUCUUCGUAUAUGCAUCUUCAUUUUGAUGCUGUGAAGUA